AUGAGUGGCCAGGCCUCGUCCUCGACCGCAGCCGCGCCCGGCGCUCCACAUCCACGGCCGCAAGGCAGGGCGCCGAAGGAGCACACGUGGGAUGGAAGCUACGGGGAGAGCGGUGCCUGGCUGCACAACGUCACCGGGCUGCCCUGGGCCAAGGGCGGGCGAUCAGCAGCCUCGAUGGCUCAGCAGCGCGAGCGCAAGCGCGAGGACAAGCGCGACAGGAGCGGCAGGCCGGAGGCGUCCGGCGCGCAGAAGCGCAAGAAGGGCGCGGUGGAGGCGGAGCGGCGCGACAGGAACCGGCGGCUGAACGUCAUCAACCAGUACCGCACAGCGGCUCGCAAGAAGAAGAAGAUCCCACUCGACUCGAGCCAGGUGGCGCGCACUAGGGAGGAGAAGCGGCUUCUGGGCGACAAUUUCGUGCACGAGGGCCAACGCGUGCGC
Molecule: messenger RNA, 438 nt
Organism: Emiliania huxleyi CCMP1516
Lineage: Eukaryota; Haptophyta; Isochrysidales; Noelaerhabdaceae
Exons: 1
Source: RefSeq, a predicted model, not a curated record